Peniophora sp. CBMAI 1063 is the source of this 2457-nucleotide messenger RNA. The record is from the annotation of a GenBank genome assembly. NCBI's taxonomy places the organism in Eukaryota, Fungi, Basidiomycota, Agaricomycetes, Russulales, Peniophoraceae.
AUGACCAACAUUAACAUCAUGGACAAGGCGACUUCGGUUGCCGCCGCUUUCAACGCCGGCAAGCAGCCUUCCCAGCAGCAAGUCGACGCUUGGGUCGACUACCUACUCCAGGGCUCGCUUCUCCAGAUCGAGAAAUCGGACGCCGGAGGCGAGCUCAGUCAGAACGGUAAGCAGCUCGCACGCGACUUGCGCAAUAUUCUCGAGACGUACAAGACCUAUGGCGAGCACAAGAACCGCGACAACCUCUUCCAAGAGGCGAUCUGGCAUUUGCGUCAGGCGGAUAUCUCCGACGCGUCCCUGGACGUUGACACGGACGUCGACAAGCGCCAGGCCAAGCGCGACUCUCGCGCCAUCGCCUCGUCUCUCCGCACCUCCCUUGAAGUGCUCUGGCAGAGCGCAUCGAUAGAGGGGUCUGGCGUCUUCGGCGAUUUCACUUCCUUCUUGCGCCUCUCGCUCGCCGACACCCUGGAAUCCCUCGGCUCGAACGCCGGUAGCGCCGCUGGUAGCUUGCGCGAGACAGAAGACGAAGUUCAGGCUGGCGAGCGUAACGCCCUAGGCGUUAAGCGCAAGGCUGAGAAUGAGCCCGAGGAUUCCGCGCAGGAGAAGUUUGAGAAGGGCAUGGACACUCUCAAGGGCGCUGGAUCGACUGCUAUCGGUGCUGGUGAGCAGUCCGCUGAGAAAGCAAAGGAGCUUGCCGACCGCUCGUCUAGCCGCAUGCGUGAGGCUGGCACUCGCAUCGCCAAACGUGCUUCCGAGGACAAGGACUACCGUGCUGCGAUCGACACUGUCUUCGAUCUCAUCGACAAGUGGCUGCACAUCACUGGGGACGCCGCUGUCGAGGGUGCACAGUCCGCUACUUCUCUCGAGUCCUUUAUCAACGAUCCGACGGAGGAGCAGCAUCUCAUCAAGGCGCUCAAGGCGUUGCGCGCCCUGGCCGAGAAUGUCGCUGGUGGCAAGAGCUUUGAGCCCCUCUUCAACUCUCUGCAGGCGCUCGUCGUCGAUAUCCGCAAUGACCCUGACAUUCAGCAAUGGGUCUCCGACUUCCUGACGGUUUUCAAGCGCAACAUCGAGACGGUCGGCCAGGUUGACUCCGAGGAGACUAAGGCCCAUCGCGAGGACCUUCGCACACGUUGGAAGAAUCUUACGAGCGAGGAGAACGCAAAGUCGAAGAAGUGGAGCGACGACGUUGACGUCUUCCGCCGCGAGCUCAAGGUCAUCAGCAAGCGCCUCGGCGACGACCCUGAGCUGGCAAAUAUCCGCAAGGCGCACGCUCAGCUCGGUCAGGACCUCGAAGAGCUCUUCAUUGACGUUGCUGCUACUGGCAUUCAGUCCGCUAUCGACAAGGCUGCUUGGGCAUGGCAGGACCUUUUCAAUGUUUACCUCCCUCGGGCGGUCGGCCUGCUCAAGAAGAUCCCGAUUCCGAGGACGGAGUACAAGGACCCCGAGACUGAGUUCGUUCUUGAGAACCUCGACAUCUCUACCUUUAACCUCUUACCCGGUCACGUCUUCAUGCGCAAUAUCACCGACAUCGACAUCACCGCUCCUCAGGACGCUGCCGCGAAGACGGCUGUCGGCUCGCUUACGCACCUCCAGAUCAAGGCGCUCCAGCUCCAGCUUGAGGACAUCUCCUUCUACUACAAGGACAAGACCGCCACUGUCGGGCCGUCCGAGUACACCGGUGUCGUUGCCGUCACGCUUCCGCCGCAGGGUGUCGACGUUGACGUCCGCUUCCGUCUGAUCCCCAACACCGAGGAUGGCCUGAAGCAGCGCAAGAUCAAGCAGGCGUUCCAUCGUGUCGAGAAAGUUGAAGUAUCCGUAUCAACCGACGCCGAAUUCGAGGUCAAGCAGUCGAAUCACGCUGUCCUUCUCACAGUCUUCAAGCCUCUGCUCAACACUCGUCUUCGCGAGACGCUCCAGACGGUGCUCUCUGAGCAAAUCCGCGGCUUGCUCGAGACGGCCGACCAUCUGGCUUACGACAUUUCCGAGCGCAGCCAAGUUUUUGCGGACGCCGGCCUCUCGCGCGGCCCCGCGCUCACCAGCGCCAUCUGGAGCGAGCUUGGUCGUCUGCGCAGGAUGCCAGGCGGCGUUUUCAGCGGCUGGCAGGCGACGGGCACCGGUGCUGUCAAGGAGCUUGAGGGCAACGCGAAGCUUGCACUCGGCGCCGAGCCCCAGAUCCUCAGCCCCGAGAAGCAUGGCCCGCAUGCAACGCUCUCCGAGCCACUUGCGGACAAGGCGAAGCGCGCGACAGAGCAGGCUGCCGAUCAGGUGGAUAUCGACACCGACCGUGUACCGUCGAGCGAUGAUGCCGCUAGCGCUGCAAAGGACGGCGUUGAGCAGGCGCGCCAGGGUGCGAAGGAGGGUCUCCGUCAAAUCCGCACGUUCAAGGAACUUGUGGGUGAGAAACAACGCAUGGAGGAGAGCCGUGCCGGCUGGAAGACCGACGCGUUCGACAUCUAA